AUGGAUGCGGAGGGCGGAAAUCAGGGGAUUGUGUCUGCCUUCGAUUAUGACGCACCCGUGGCAUUGACAUUCAAGGCUCAGGCGGUGCAGAGGGCAAAAUCCGAAAAAGAAGCUAAUGCUUUUAUUCAGAUCACAAAAGAGAAGACCAGAGCAAAGCGAAGGGCCAGACAGAAAGCAGAAAAUCCAGGACGGCAUCCCACACCUGCUUGCAACAUGGAAGAAACGACUGAGCUUCGACAGGCUGAAGAAAAUCGUGACAAGUGUGGUGACGCAAAGCUUGAAGCUGACAACCCACUGCCUGAGUUGGCGUUGAGCAAACCUAAGACUAGGAGGUGCCGCGUUACCAAGACCGCUGACAACGAAGAUGAGUUUAGACUGGCGGAUACAUUUGAUUUUCGGAAGUACCUUCCCAAAAACCUCCUAAAAGAAGAUGCUGAGGACAUAAGCUACUUGGAUGAAAAUGAUGUCGAUUUGGAUUUUGAAGAAGAGGAAUUGGGAAAUGCUAUAUUGGAAGGCGGGUUCGGUAAAGACCCAGAGGAAAGUUGCUCCGACAGUGACAAGCAAGGUAAGAAAAUGGCUUUUAAGAAGAAGCAGGAUAUCGGCUCAUCUGAAGCACCAGGGGUUACAAAUUCCGACUGUAACAAGAAGCGACGUCGACGUGGUGGCCGACGCUAUCACAAGAAGUGCUCCACUGCACCACGUGUCAUCAUUCUCAGUGGACAGGACACUGCGAAUGCUAUCCGCCGACGUGCCGAUGACUUCGUUAAUCAGCGUCUCUUUGGCAUAACGACAAGCGUGGGCAAACCACCUAGGGCUCCAAGGCGUAUGACUCCGCAGGAAAUGUCCCAAAUGGCCGCCAAGGUGAAGGCACGGAGACUCGCCCUCCGGGGUCUUUAA
This is a messenger RNA of Echinococcus granulosus, 897 nucleotides long. RefSeq lists its product as hypothetical. The coding region runs from base 1 to 897 and encodes 298 amino acids. The transcript has 2 exons. The record is from RefSeq and is a predicted model, not a curated record. NCBI's taxonomy places the organism in Eukaryota, Metazoa, Platyhelminthes, Cestoda, Cyclophyllidea, Taeniidae.